Halichondria panicea is the source of this 1751-nucleotide messenger RNA. RefSeq names its product xaa-Pro dipeptidase-like. Lineage: Eukaryota; Metazoa; Porifera; Demospongiae; Suberitida; Halichondriidae. Gene Ontology annotation, molecular function: manganese ion binding; metalloaminopeptidase activity. The transcript is spliced from 14 exons. Bases 126 to 1616 code for a protein of 496 amino acids. The record is from RefSeq and is a predicted model, not a curated record.
UGGAUGAAGUGCGGCCUGGGAUCGAGGCUACCACUGGCCUAGUCUCGUGAAAGUUGGGGACCUAACACGAUCUUUACCUAUUCACCACUCUGCUCUAGUACCAUUGUGUGCUCUAGCUCUACAAGAUGGCAGAGGGAACAGGUGCUAACUUCUCUCUGGGUGACCACACGUUGUCUGUUCCCAUGGAGCUGUUUUCCACCAACCGUGUUCGUCUGUGUGAGAAACUGCGAGGGAGUGAGGGUGUGUCAGGGGGUGGGGCAGUGGUGGUGCUCCAGGGAGGGGAGAGCAAGACACGAUACUGCUCCGAUACAGAGGAGAUCUUUCGACAGGAGUCGUACUUCCACUGGCUGUUUGGGGUAUCGGAACCUGACUGUCUGGGGAUUAUGGAAGUGGACUCGGGACAGACCAUUGUCUUCAUUCCAAGACUGCCUGAGGACUAUGGCAUCUGGAUGGGACAGAUCUACUCUUGUGAGCACUUCAAGAACAAGUACAAUGUCGACUCUGUGCGCUACAUUGAUGAGAUUGUUGAGGUGAUCCAAAAAAUGAAUCCAUCAAUUCUUCUCACUCUGAUGGGGAUGAAUACAGACAGUGGCAAGUUUUGUCAGGAGGCGUGCUUUGACGGCAUUGGGAACUUCCAGUCCAUCAUCAACAACAAGAUCCUUCACCCGAUCAUCAUGGAGUGUCGAGUGAUCAAGACCCCCCUGGAGGUGACGGUGCUCCGCUACACUAACCAGGUGAGCAGUGCAGCCCACUGCGAGGUCAUGAGAGCCGUUCGUCCGGGGAUGAAGGAAUAUCAGAUGGAGAGUCUGUUCAGGCAUUACUGCUACACCCACGGCGGGAUGAGGCACAUCUCCUACACUUGCAUCUGUGGGAGUGGUCACAACAGUGCCACCCUCCAUUACGGCCACGCUGGAGAACCAAACGCUAAAACCAUCGAGGAAGGAGACAUGUGUCUGUUUGACAUGGGUGCUGAGUACUGUUGCUAUGCCAGUGACAUCACCUGUUCAUUCCCUGUCAACGGCCGGUUCACUGAGGACCAGAAGAUGAUCUACAAUAUUGUUCUCAAAGCUAACAGGGCUGUCAUGGACGUUGUCAAGCCAGGAGUGAGUUGGGUGGAGAUGCAUCAGUUGGCAGAGAGGGUGACACUAGAGGAGCUCAAGAGGGCGGGGCUUCUCCAGGGAGAGGUGGACGAUAUGAUGAAGGUUCACAUGGGUGCCGUGUUCAUGCCCCACGGCCUCGGACAUUUCAUGGGCUGUGACGUACACGAUGUCGGAGGAUAUCCAAGCGGUGGUGUUGAGAGGAGUGGUGCCCCAGGGCUCAAGUCACUGAGAACAGCGCGUGUGCUACAAGAGGGAAUGUGCCUCACCAUUGAACCAGGCGUCUACUUCAUCGAACAUUUGGUGAACAAGGCCUUGCUGGACCCUGCUCAGAACUGCUUCAUCAACAGGGACAUGCUCACCAGGUUCAGGCGAUCAGGAGGCGUUCGUAUUGAGGAUGACAUUGUUGUCACGGCGACAGGGGUGGAGCUCCUGACGUGUGUCCCUCGUACAGUGGGAGAGAUUGAGGCCUGGAUGCGGAGUGGAGAGAAGACCUGGCAGCCACGUCCAGUCACAUGAGUGUCACAGGAGACUUAUUAUUAAUUGAAAGAAGAGAUCGAAAUAAUUAUAUCUACCUUGAUUAAUAAAUUAAUAUUAGUUAACCAAUUUUUUGCCCUUUCAAUUAUAGCUGAAAAUGAAUUUUUAUUUGCUGAA